AUGGAUAAAAAAUGUGAUCUCAGUGACUUUGACCAUGGCAUGAUUGUUGAUGCCCGACAGGCUGGUUUAGCACCGUUUUCCCCAUCCCUUCCUAUUAUUCUUAUUCUUUUGAGUAUUCUUCAUUGUCAAGCCGCCAAAGUGGAGAGUGUGAUUGCAGAAGGGGGUGCUUCUCGUUUCAGUGCUUCUUCGGGGGGAGGAGGUGGUAGGGGUGCACCUCAGCACUAUCCCAAGACUGUCGGCAACAGCGAGUUCCUGGGGAAAACCCCAGGGCAAAGCGUUCAGAGAUGGGUUCCUUCACGAAGCACUAGACGAGAUGUCAACUCCAGCAACGAAAAAGAGCGACAUGAUGCAAUCUUCAGGAAAGUGAGGGGCAUACUCAACAAACUCACGCCUGAGAAGUUUGACAAGCUAUGCCUUGAGCUCCUGAACGUGGGCGUAGAUUCAAAACUCGUCCUUAAAGGAAUCAUCUUGCUGAUUGUAGACAAAGCCCUAGAAGAGCCGAAGUAUAGCUCGCUCUAUGCUCAGCUAUGUCUGCGCUUGGCAGAGGACGCACCAAACUUUGAUGGCCCUUCAUCUGAGAUCCAAACAUCCCAAAAGCAGAGCACAACCUUCAGAAGACUGCUGAUUUCCAAGCUUCAAGAUGAAUUUGAAAACCGCACCAGAAAUGUUGAAAUCUAUGACAAACAUGACAACCCUCUUACUUCUGAAGAGGAGGAGCAGCGUGCCAUUGCCAAGAUCAAGAUGCUUGGCAACAUUAAAUUCAUCGGGGAACUUGGCAAACUCGACCUCAUCCACGAAUCUAUCCUUCAUAAGUGCAUCAAAACACUUCUGGAAAAGAAGAAGAGAGUCCAGCUCAAGGAUAUGGGGGAGGAUCUGGAGUGCCUCUGUCAGAUAAUGAGAACAGUGGGGCCGAGACUCGACCAUGAGAAAGCAAAGUCUUUAAUGGAUCAGUACUUUGGCCGUAUGCGAUCCUUAAUGAACAACAAGGAGUUGCCCGCUAGGAUCCGCUUCCUGCUGCAAGAUACAGUGGAACUGCGAGAAAACAACUGGGUCCCCCGCAAGGCUUUCAUUGACAACGGACCAAAGACGAUUAACCAGAUCCGUCAGGAUGCAGUGAAAGAUUUGGGUGUUUUCAUCCCAGCACCCAUGUCUCAGGGGAUGAGGAUGGACUUCUUCCUGGAAAGCCCCUUCAUGCCCAACAGAAUGAAACUGGACAGGGAGACUCUUGGGGGAUUGGCCGACAUGUUUGGACAGAUGCCAGGCAGUGGGAUUGGAACUGGCCCGGGGGUUAUUCAGGAUAGGUACUCGCCCACUAUGGGACGCCAUCGAACCAACCCACUCUUCAACGGCCACAGUGGCCACAUCGCCCCUCCACCACAGUCACAGUUCGACAUGGGGCCCAAGUCCUUUGUUAAGUCCAACCAGGUUCAGAACCAGCAUUUCCUCAACCAGAACCAGAACCACAUGGCCCAGCAGCAGGUCCAGUCAAAGGACAUGCCUCCACGAUUCAGCAAGAAAGGACAGCUCAAUGCUGAUGAGAUCAGCCUCAGGCCUGCUCAGUCAUUCCUCCUCAACAAGAACCAGGUACCCAAGCUCCAGCCUCAGAUCCCCACCAUGAUGCCUCCCAGCGCUCAGCCCCCACGCACUCAAACCCCCCCUCUGGGACAGCCUCCACAGCUUGGCCUGAAGACCAACCCUCCACCCAUCCAAGAGAAACCUCAGAAGACGAACAAGAAACCGCCUCCUGCCAAGGAAGAACUGCUUAAGAUGACGGAGGCGAUCAUGACGGAGUACUUGAACAGUAAGAACCUAACUGAAGCUGUGUGCGGCGUGCGAGAGAUGAAGGCCCCAAAGCAUUUCCUGCCAGAGAUGCUCAGCAAGAUCAUCGUGUGCUCCCUGGACCGUCCCGAUGAGGACAAGGAGCACGCCAGCACUCUGAUCCACACACUUCGCACCGAGGGCCUCAUCACUGGAGAGAACUUCAUGCAGGCUUUCCUCAACGUCCUCGACCAGUGCCCUAAGAUCGAGGUGGACGUGCCCCUGGUGAAGUCUUACCUGGCCCAGUUUGCGGCCCGGGGCAUCAUCGCAGAGUUGGUGAGCGUGGCGGAGCUGGCUCACCCCCUGGAGAACGGCACCCACUUCCCCCUCUUCCUGCUCUGCCUGCAACAGACGGCCAAGCUGAAGGACCGGGAGUGGCUGACCGACCUCUUCCAGCAGAGCAAGGUCAACAUGCAGAAGAUGCUCCCAGAAAUCGAUCAGAACAAGGACCGCAUGCUGGAGAUCCUGGAGGGGAAGGGCCUGAGCUUCCUGUUCCCGCUGCUGAAGCUGGAGAAGGAGCUGCUGAAGCAGAUAAAGGCAGACCCCUCUCCACAGUCCAUCUACAAGUGGAUUAAAGACAACAUCUCUCCCAAGCUUCACACUGAUAAAGGCUUUGUCAACAUCCUCAUGACCAGUUUCCUCCAGUACAUCUCCCAGGAGCUGUGCGUGGUGGAGGGCGACGAGCAGGCGGCUCCCUCCAAAGAGCAGCUGGAGCAGGAGAAACAGCUGCUGCUGGCCUUCAAGCCCGUCAUGCAGAAGUUCCUGCACGACCAUACCGAGCUGCAGGUCAGCGCCUUGUACGCCCUGCAGGUGCACUGCAACGCCAGCGGCUUCCCUAAAGGCAUGCUGCUGCGUUACUUUGUCAACUUCUACGACAUGGAGAUCAUUGAAGAAGAAGCCUUCCUUGCAUGGAAAGAAGACAUUACCCAAGAAUUCCCUGGAAAAGGAAAAGCUUUAUUCCAGGUAAACCAGUGGCUCACCUGGCUGGAGACGGCGGAAGAGGAGGAGUCCGAGGACGAAGCGGAUUGAGAAAACCAAGUCGAAGCAUUAUGGUGUAGAAGAUCGACCUUAUCUUUAUUAUUACACUCGCCUUUCCUUUAUUAAACUCCAUGCUUAAUUUAACCACUACCACGUGGCACUCAGCUGCUUCUGUCUCGCAAAUAUAAACCGAAAAGCUUGUACCUGUAGGGCCUCAUGUGUUACCACCCACACCAUGAUGAUGGGCUGAGCAGCAUCAUUUGAUCUGUUGCCUAAUGGAUGUUUGAUUAUGGAUCUGUGUCCUGAUCAGCUACAUGAAGUCUGGAGUGGCUCAACCAUGUGUAUUUUUUUUCUUUUUUUGUUUUUGCUCUGACUGUUUAGAGUUGUAUCUGUUUUUUUUUUGGGGGGGGGGGGUGUUUUGUUUUUAUUGCAUGUUUUUCAUUUCCACUCAAUUUUUCCAAUUCUGAUCCCCCCCCCCCCCGAUAGGAAACUGGUUUAUUUAAGAAUGUUUAGGAUUCUCCCCUGAAUAAGUGAAAUUAGUGGUGAGCUUCACUAAUUGCUAGUUACAAGUAUAAGACAAGUGAGGUCUCGUCAGUGAUCUGCUUUGUGUUCUUCUGUCAGGGCCCAGCCUGGAUUCCCUGUCAGCACACACACACACACACACACACACACACACACACACACACACACACACACACACGAUGAGGGGAUUUAAAAUGAGCAGACAGGCUGCAGAGUGAUCCACAGUGAAAAUCCUCACCAAGUAUAAUUAAUGUCAAGGGGCCCUGCUGAAGUGAGAGUGAAGCAUAAGCUGGCAAAGCAUUUCAUAAUGAAUUAAGGUGCAGGUUUAGUCAACCUAUGCUUACUAAAAAAAAAAAAAUGUUUUCGGCUUCUUUUUUUUUUUUUUUUUUAAAUAAAAGUGCUCUUCAUAGUCACUGAUGAGCAUCUUCCUUUUUUGUGAUUGCCCCCCCCUCCUCCUUUAUCUGUCCCUAUUUGUUGUCUUUUAUUACUUGAGUGGUUGCAAUACUUAUCCUCCAAAUGUUACGAUAUUUUAAAAAACUGUAAUCAUUGGUGUGCCGCCGUAACGUUUCAAAGUUGCCUGUGUUUCUACCUCUUAGUUAGAUGGGCUUUUGUUUUUGUUUUGUUUUUUUUGUGCUGGGAUAAUGAAAUCUAAGAAGAACCUAGAGUCCAAGCAAAUGCUGAAGUAUUUGAUUUAGUCCUGGCCUAAUUGCACAAUAAAUUUAUUGAAGCAGACUUUCCUAUGACGCUUCACAUGGUUUACAAGUAUUAAUAUUUAAGAACGCAAAGGAAAAAAAAGCUUGUUUUUAUGAAUUUGAUGUUCCUGUUAAAAGGCUUUCAGUCGUUCACCUCCCCCCCUGCAAUUUGGAGUGACUGUUUUUAUUUGAAAUGCUCGAUAUGGAAAAUGAAACAAGUGCAUUUUUUUUUUAAAUGUUUUUCUUAAAUUGGCAAAAUAGAAGCAAACCUUUUUUAGACAAGUUUAGUUGAGCCCCUUCUCCCUCCCUCCUCUCUCAUUACAUUAAGUCUAACAGCUAAAAAUGAUCAAGUUUUACCCAAGAAUCGUGCUCACAAGCCAUGUUUAUGUAUAAGGCAAUGGAUUUGGAUCAUAUUGUAAGGUAUUCAUAAUUAUUGUGCACCUCCUAUUGCUUUAAUGUCAAUAAAGUCCAGUACAUGAGCACCAA
This is a messenger RNA of Seriola aureovittata, 4496 nucleotides long. It is a transcript of the gene eif4g2b, whose product is annotated as eukaryotic translation initiation factor 4, gamma 2b. Gene Ontology annotation, molecular function: translation initiation factor activity; mRNA binding; protein binding. The record is from RefSeq and is a predicted model, not a curated record. The transcript is spliced from 21 exons. Bases 1 to 2847 code for a protein of 948 amino acids. Gene Ontology annotation, cellular component: eukaryotic translation initiation factor 4F complex. NCBI's taxonomy places the organism in Eukaryota, Metazoa, Chordata, Actinopteri, Carangiformes, Carangidae.